AUGUCAUCUAAUCGACUAAAUCAAGAGCAACCCGGACUCGUGCCUCGCUUCAGCGAGUAUGAUACCGGCCCUGAGGCCGUGCAGCCUGAUAAUAGGAACUUCUUUUCUAGGAUGGCCAAUAAUACUGAACACCGAUAUGCAUCUGUCUUUGUUGCGAACAACAGUGACAAUGUAACAGAGACAGAUCAAAAAAAACGUACCCAGCGAAAGCGCCACUGUGGAAUCCCGUUCCCAACUUUGUUGAUUGUUCUGGUCGCUUUCAUCUUUGGCGGCGCGUUUGGAGGAGGGCUAGGAGGUGGGAUUGCAAGAAAAGAAAGUUGCAAAAACAAACCAAUUUCUACCCCAACCGUCAUCUUGACCCCAACCAACACCUUACCUCUCGACCUGACAUCUGGUCCCACUCAAACCGCCUGUCCAUCCACCCAAAAAUUCACACCGUUCAACCCUGCCACCAAUGACGUCUACAUCCUAAAUUCCACACCCAGCGUGUUCGCCCUUCAUUGUCUAUCCGACCUCUACAAUUCUGACCGCGCCGGGAGCCAGCCCCACAUGUUUCAAGAACUCUACAACAUUAGUACCAUUGAAAACUGUGUUACAGCUUGCGCCCAGUAUAACUAUCAGCUUCCUGGCUUUGCAGGCUUUGACGGGAGUACCGGAGAACCUUCACCGUAUGGCCGGCCUCCAGAUUAUGGCAGUUUCCAAGGCGCACCACCUGGCGUUGCACUUCCUCCGGGGAUGGCUGCUCCUGGAACAUCUGCGCCUCCAGGUAUGCAACAGGCGAAUUCGCAACAACCUGGCGCCCUCGGCGGGUUCCCUCCAAAUUUCCAAAUGCCUGCCAAUAUGCCUAACAUCAACUUCUCUGCCCCGGUCAUUCGACUAGGUACUUCCGGACCAUCGAAACCUUCUGACAUCUUGGGUGGACGUGAUGACCGAGAUAGAGGAGGUCGGAGAGCAGGGUUAGGUUCUGGUCCAAAUCAAGACUCGCGACCGAUGGGCCGAGAACCUAUGGUACAGCUUGUACCGCCUUCAAAAGAAGAAAUCAUACGCACGGUCUUUGUGGGUGGUAUUACAGAGGGAGCAGGAGGUGACGAAGGCAUUGAGCGGAUAUUAAGGGCAGCUGGAAACCUACAUAGAUGGACACGCGCGACGGAUGCAGACAACAAAGCAUGCAAGUUUGGAUUUGCAGAGUACGAAGACCCCGAAAGUCUCAGUACAGCCGUUGAAGUACUAAGAGACGUUGAGGUACCCAUGAGAAGACAUUUACCAAAGGAAGUGAAGUCGGAGGAUGAAGAGGACAUUGAGAAGUCAAAACUACUAGUCGUUGUUGACGACAACUCAUUGAACUAUCUACAACAAUGGGAAGACUCUAGAGGAGGGCCAGAUACUGCUCAGACUCAAAUGCGGUUGGAUCAUGCCCGAAACGCUCUUCAAGCCGUUUUGUCUGAUCUUCAACACCCAUCAGUGCCCACCCAAAAGGAUGAAAUGUCAGGCAUUGACCGAGAUGGAGACUUCAACAUGGAAAAUGUACUACCGGAUGGAUCGAAUGCCGAAAUUGUUACGAUUCCUAUCACCGUCGAUGAUGAGCUCUCAGAUAUACCUGCCGAAAUGCGCGAGACAGUGGCAAAGGAAAUCACAGCCUUUCGAGAUAGAAGUGUACGGAGGGAUCUGGAGCGUUUGAAGAGAGAAGAAGAGCUCGAAGCAUUGGAAAGAACACGGAGUCUCAAUGGGCCUCGACCGAGCAGGCUGGCGUCCCCUCCUGUGGCUGCACCAAGUGGUCCUGCUGGCGGUGCUAAUGGCAUUCCUGUCGGUCCAAGGGAGCGUCCUCUGAACGCACCCUCAGGUCCGAAAGCCUUUGGCCAACAGAUACCUCGUGACUACCAGAAAGGAGUCGCUUUUGUCAACGGUACUGGUAUUAACGGUGCGGCAACCGGAUGGAUCAAUCACGAAGAUGAAGAUAGCGAAGCUAGCGAUGAAGAACUCGAGCGGAGGAGGAAAGCUAAGAAAGAUGCCGAGCUCGAAAAGCAAUAUCUCGACCAAGAACGAAGGUGGCUGAAUAGAGAACGAUCAAGAACAGCAGCUGUAGAGCGAGAAAAAAAUCGUGACAGGGAAGAAGAUGGUAAGACCGACAAGGAAAAAGAGGCCAUGGCUACCCGACUGAAAGAGUGGAACGAUGAUAUGGAAGCGACUCGCAAAGUAGAAGAAUACUACCUUGAUCGGGGUACGUGGAUCAGAAACCGAGCCGCCUUUCGGAGCAGAGAAGCUGCUCUGGAUGACGCCGACCGAGAAGCUGAGAACAGGGAUCUCGCACGUGACUAUCAACAACGGGAACGGGCUGGUGCCAUGGCUGACGACUUCCUCAACCGUCAAGCCGACGAGAUGGAGAGUAAAAUGCCCGCUCGUGAGCCGCAGAGAUUCAAGCUUAGCCUUGGUGCAGCUGCACAGAAAGCACAGACAGCAACCCAACCUCGUCGGACAGCCUUCGAAGUUGAAGGUCUUCUCGAAGAUGAAGAAGAGGAUGAUAGCAGAGACAAAAGGACACUUAUUCCUAUCCAAUUCGACAGCGCAGCAGAAACGGCAGGCCUUAGUGAGGAAGAACGAGCCCAGGCUGCCAGACAGCUUGCUCAAGAUAUUCCAACAGAUAAAGAUGGUUUAUGGGAUUGGGAAGUCAAAUGGGACUUUGUGGAUGACGCUGUUAUCACUGAACAGCUUAGACCGUUUGUGGAGAAGAAGAUCAUGGAGUAUUUGGGGGUUCAGGAACAGAUGUUGGUGGAUGUUGUGGAGUCACACCUGCGAGGGAGAGGUGGGCCGCAGCAGCUGGUGGAGCAGCUGGAAGGGGCGUUGGAUGAAGAAGCCGAAGUGCUGGUCAAGAAGUUGUGGAGGAUGGUUAUCUUCUUUUCGGAAUCGGAGAAGCGUGGCUUGUCGACAUAG
Endocarpon pusillum Z07020 is the source of this 2928-nucleotide messenger RNA. RefSeq lists its product as uncharacterized. Gene Ontology annotation, molecular function: mRNA binding. Gene Ontology annotation, cellular component: spliceosomal complex. Lineage: Eukaryota; Fungi; Ascomycota; Eurotiomycetes; Verrucariales; Verrucariaceae. The record is from RefSeq and is a predicted model, not a curated record. The transcript has 6 exons. Gene Ontology annotation, biological process: mRNA processing. Bases 1 to 2928 code for a protein of 975 amino acids.